This is a messenger RNA of Aedes albopictus (Asian tiger mosquito), 4693 nucleotides long. RefSeq lists its product as uncharacterized. NCBI's taxonomy places the organism in Eukaryota, Metazoa, Arthropoda, Insecta, Diptera, Culicidae. The record is from RefSeq and is a predicted model, not a curated record. The transcript is spliced from 2 exons. The coding region runs from base 1781 to 2473 and encodes 230 amino acids.
CCAAAUGUAUGGGAUGGGAGUUCGCAAUCGUGUGGACGAGAGAAUUGCAAACAAAACAAAUACAGGAUGAUACCUGAAAAUCCCAGCCAAUGGGGGUAUUCAACAAGAUUGUAGUGCGAGUAACUGGGUUCCAUUUCCGGUCCAAGAACAUUUUGUAAUGAAUAUUUCUUAGACUUUUUUCUCCAAAUUGACUAUUCAUGCUUACUUACCUUUAACGAUCAGAAUAAGGCCUGAGUGUCCUCUGCUGAACGUAGGAGUCGUCUCCAUUCGACUUGAUCCAUGGCUGUGCGUCUCCAGUUCCGAAUUUUGCGAAGACCGGCAAAUCGUCCUCCACAAGAUCGACCCACCUAGCUCGCUGCCCACCAUGUCUUCUUGAACCGAUCGGAUGGCUUUCGAGAACCAUUUUGAUCGGAUAACUAUCCGACAUCCUGAUGGUGUGACCCGCCCAACGCAGCCUCCCGAUUUUCGGGGUGUGGACGAUGGUUGGUUCUCUCAUCAGGUGACGCAGUUCGUGGUUCAUUUGCCUUCUCGAAGGCUCAUCUUCCAUCUUUACUCCGCCGUAGAUGGUACGCAACACCUUCCGUUCGAAAACUCUAAGUGCACGUUGGUCCUCUGCGUAGAGUCCAUAGAGCCCAUAGAGGACUACCGGUCUAAUAAGCGUUUUGUAGAUAGUUAACUUCGUGUGACGGCGAACUUUGUUCGAUCGUAGAGUCCACCGGAGUCCAAAGUAAGCUCGAUUUCCUGCCACAAUGCGUCUAUGAAUUUCUCUGCUGGUGUCGUUGUCAGCGGCCACAAGUGAGCCCAAGUACACGAAUUCUUCAACCGCCUCGAUUACAUCACCGUCGAUAGAAAUUCGGGGUGGCGGGCGCGGUGAUUCCUCCCUGGAGCCCUUUGCCAUCAUGUACUUUGUCUACGACACAUUAAUGACUAGGCUCGGUAAAGACUGGGUAUGAUGCGCAAUUCAGAUCCCAUUGUGAUCCACUAGCCUCUGCCCAGCAACUCCUCGUGGUACCGGCCGGAAUCCAUGAGCAACCUUAGGGAAGAUCGGGUAACCAACCCCGGUGGGAACUUUGGUCGUAGGCUGACAGGGAAGGGGGGGGGGGUUUGUUUGUUUUGGCAAACCUGAGCUUCUGUUCUCCAGGAGGAGCGGCUCACAACAGCGUCUGAUCCCCAUGUUAGGGGCGGCUGAUCUACGUCCGAGUGUCAGGGAAGGAUUCUAAGCUCAACUGUUCACUACGGAAAGUAGGGGGUUGGUGUCAGGACCUACGAUCCAGCCGUAAAAAACUAUUGUAACAAAAAAUCAGCAACAGAAUAAUACGAACCCAGACCAACGGCAACGACCCCUGGAAACAAAAAGGACUUGCAAUUGGAAACUCGGUACGUGGAACUGCCGAUCUUUCAACUUAAUUGGAAGCACCCACAUACUCGCCGCAGGUUCGGCAUCGUAGCGCUGCAGGAAGUGUGUUGGACAGGAUCCAUGGUGCGAACGUUUAGAGGUAAUCAUACAAUUUAAAAAAGCUGCGGCAACAUACGCGAGCUGAGAACAGCUUUCAUCGUGAUUGGUAGCCGAUAGACGAAAGAAUGUGCAGAUUGAGGAUCAAGGGCCGAUUCUUAAUAAUUAAUUAAUUCUUAAGCAUAAUAAACGUGCACAGCCCACACUCCGGAAGCACUGAUGAUGACAAGGACGCAUUUUACGUGCAGCUCGAACGCGAGUACGAUCCACGACCAAGCCACGACGUCAAGAUCAUCAUAGGAGAUUUAAACGCUCAGGUAGGCCAGGAUGAGGAAUUCAGACCGACGAUUGGUAAGUUCAGCGCCCACCAGCAGACGAACGAAAACGGCCUACGACUCAUUGAUUUCGCCGCCUCCAAAAAUAUGGCCAUAUGUAGCACCUUUUUCCAAGGCUUAUCGUUACACCUGGAGAUCACCACAGCAGACGGAAUCUCAAAUCGACUACGUUCUGAUUGACGGACGGCACUUCUCCGACAUUAUCGACGUCAGGACCUAUCGUGGCGCCAACAUCGACUCCGACCACUAUCUGGUGAUGGUCAAACUGCGCCCAAAAUUCUCCGUCAUCAACAAUGUACGGUACUGGCGAGGCCCCUCUAGAGGACUGCUGGAGUACAGUGAACGCAGCCAUCAACGACGCAGCCGAGAAUGGUUCGACGAAGAGUGCAGAACGGUUUUGGAGGAGAAGAACGCAGCGUCAUCGGUAAUGCUGCAGCAAGGGACUCAACAGAACGUGGAACGUUACAAACAGAAGCGGAGACAGCUCUUUCGGGAGAAAAAGCGCCACCUGGAAGAAGCAGAGUGCAAAGAAAUUGAACUGCUGUGCCGUUCUCAAGAAACACGUAAGUUCUACCAGAAGCUCAACGCAUCCCGCAAUGGCUUCGUGCCGCAAGCCGAACUGUGCAGGGAUAAGGACGGAGGUAGUCGAAAGGUGGAAGCAGCACUUCGAUCAGCACCUACAUAAAUGGCGUGGAGAACGUAGGCACUGUCUGGAUACCACGGCAAUGGAGGAAACGACGAAACCAGGGCAGCAGUGGACGGAAAGGAACCAACUUCCACGCUGUUGAAGAAAGUUAAGGAUGCCAUUUACUAGCUCAAAACUGACAAAGCAGCUGGUAAGGAUGGUAUCGCAGCCAAACUCAUCAAGAUGGGCCCAGAAAAGUUGGCCACCUGUCUGCACCGGCUGAUAGUCAGGAUCUGGGAAACCGAACAGUUACCGGAGGAGUGGAAAGAAGGGGUAAUCUGCCCCAUUCACAAGAAAGGCGACCAUUUGGAAUGUGAGAACUUCAGGGCGAUCACUAUUUUGAAUGCUGCCUACAAAGUGCUAUGUUACGAUACCUUCGAGGUGGUGGAGGAAUUCGUCUACCUCGUCUACCACGGAUCCUUACUGACGGCUGACAACAACGUCAGUCGUGAAAUUCGAAGCGCAUCAUCAGCGAAAGUCGGGCCUACUACGGGCUCCAGAAGAAGCUGCGGUCUAAAAAGAUUCACCCACGCACCAAGUGCACCAUGUAUAAGACGCUGAUAAGACCGGUGGUCCUCUACGGACACAAGACAUGGACCAUGCUCGAGGAGGACUUGAAAGAACUCAGAGUUUUCGAGCGACGCGUGCUAAGGACGAUCUUCAGCGGUGUGCAGGAGAACGGUGUCUGGCGGAGAAGGAUGAACCACGAGCUCGCUGUAUAUUACGGCAAACCCAGCAUCCAGAAGGUGGCCAAAGCCGGAAGGAUACGAUGGGCAGGACAUGCUGCAAGAAUGCCAACCCUUCAAAGUUGGUGUUCGCGACCGAUCCGGUUGACACAAGAAGGCGUGGAGCCCAGAGAGCACGAUAGGCGGAGCAGGUGGAGCGUGACUUGGCGAGCAUCGGGCGUGAUCGAGGAUGGAGAACGGUAGCCACGAACAGUGUAUUAUGGAGAAAUAUUGUUGAUUCAGUUUUAUCUUGAAUUUGAUGUAAUACUAAAUAAAUGAAUGAACUGUACUACAGAUCUCCACAAAUUAUAAGGUUUCUAUACCACAUUUUUGGAUAAAACCGUUCAGGACGCGCGCCUGGUUGAUGCUAAGACUGCACCGCCCUCUCGUUAUAUUCGACGAGCGAGGUUAUUUUUUGAUGAUUUACUUUUUACCACGGCGCACAUUGGAGUAAAUCAUAUCAAAACCUGAUCAUAAGUGGAAAAACUCAAAAUGAAGUAAUUGGGUUUUCCGUUGUGUUUUUGCCAAGUGUACACGCAAAAAAAUAUUCCCGUUAGAUGUACGUGAUUUAUCACUUGAAUUGGAAUUUGCCUUCCAUAUUCCUAGUUUAUCGGAUUCUUAUAAAAGCCUCUAAUUCAUUCGUAAUCUCUACGUGAUAUUCCCAUUCGAGUCACAUUUUGUCAUAUACAUGCUACGUGAUUGGUCACGUAGAACUUCAGUGUUGGGUGACAUAUCGAUUUUAAGUGACCUUCCUGUGUGAAAAAAUACCAAAACUCAACAUGGCGCCGGACAUCCUUGCGGAACUGGACAGUUUUCGCAAAUUUUGGAGAUUUUCAAACAGUGCGACAUAGGGCUUAAUGAGCUGUUGGCGCUGUUCCUGCAGGAUUUGGGAGUAGGUACUUGGAGCGAACGGGUACGGAGAUUCUUUUUUCACGUAUCAAUCAGCUCGCGGAGAGAACGAAACGUAAGUUCUCGUGCGUAAAAUAUUUGGUUUUCAAAUAAAUUAAAUUUUCAUUAUUUCUGUUUGCAGAAAACACAGAAUGCACAAUGCUGCUCAACAGAAGUGCGCUCCAAAUGCCAUCGGAAGCGGUGGCAUCCGGUUUGUUACUAAAAAAAAAAACGAGAAGCCUUUGUAAUGAGAAUGAGAAUGUGUUUAUAUAUUUUGUUUUUUAUUCAUAAAAUGAUCAAUAAAUCGGAAUGCUUUUAUUUAUUUAGCAAGUGUGUCAAUCCGGAUGAAGUGAACAACAGAAUAUUAUACAUAUGAUGAUAACUGAUGUCAGAAAUCCAAUCCCAAGUAACCACUAAGCACUGGCGUAAGCGGUCUAAAGGUCAUACAGCAGCUUUUUCGUGUCAAUAGGCUCAGUAGGAAAUUUUCAAAUGCUUUCAGGCAUUAUAAAUAGUAAGCACUGAAAUAAGCCGUAUAUUAGUAUAUAACGCUAUGCUAUAGUGCUUGUAAACCCAGUGUCUAUCAGCCGAAUAAGAAGCCUGACAGUGU